Molecule: messenger RNA, 1167 nt
Organism: Asparagus officinalis (garden asparagus)
Lineage: Eukaryota; Viridiplantae; Streptophyta; Magnoliopsida; Asparagales; Asparagaceae
Exons: 1
Coding region: 1-1167 (388 amino acids)
Molecular function (GO): RNA-DNA hybrid ribonuclease activity; nucleic acid binding
Source: RefSeq, a predicted model, not a curated record
AUGCAUGAAAAAUACUCCAUUCCACCUUCUCCUUCUGAUUGGAAUUGCCCUAUUAGAUGCUCCCCGGAAUGGAAGAAAAUCCUUGCUAUUAAACAAGUUUUCUCGCAUCUGUGUGGGUGGACUAUUGGUAAGGGUAAUGUAUCAUUUUGGUAUGACAGAUGGCACCCGGAGUUUCUCUUGGAUCGCCUCAGUCCUUAUGAGGAUAUCCACCUGAAACUUAGGGAUUUUUGUCAUGAAGGUAAUUGGUGUUUUGAAAAUCUUAUUCCUACACUUGGGACUAAUGUAGUGCAGGCUUUAUACGACCAUGCUCCUAGGCUGACGGAGGAUGAUGAUAUUAGGCAUUGGGCCCCUGAAAAAUCUGGUUCCUUCUCGGUUAAAUCGGCGUGGGAAUCAAUUCGUGGGCAUUAUCCUACUAUUCCCAUUCUCGCUGACAUAUGGUCCACUGUCACCCCAUUUUCGGCUAAAUUAAUUUGUUGGAAGAUAUUUCAUAAUAUCCUCCCUGUGGACAUGAAAGCUCAACAUAAUGGCAUUGCUUUGGCCUCAAAAUGUGUUUGCUGCCUUAACCACAAAUCUGAGUCUAUUGAACAUCUUUUUGUUGAUAGUGAACUUGCCCAAUCUCUAUGGACCUACUUCAGCAUCAUUUUUGCUGUUCCUUAUCUCCCUGCUCAAUCUAUAACCACGCGCAUUAAAUGGUGGUUUCGCAUCUGUAAAGGUAAAUCUCACUUCUCCAUAAUGGGUAGGCUUGCUUGCAUUGCUAUUUGUAGACAAAUAUGGAGUUACAGAAACAAUUCUAUUUAUGGUGGUAUGAAGAAGGACCAUAUGCAUGCGAGAAUGGUUAUAAUCGACACUCUUCAACAUUUGGAUGCUAUUGUUUUUCCUUCUAUGCACUCGUGCAAAUAUGGGAUUGACUCGCUGCAAUCUAUAGGCAUCACCCCCAAAAGCCCAAAAGCCAAACGAAUUUCCUUGCAUGCUUGGACCCCCCCACGGCAAAAUUCAUAUGCCCUAAACACGGAUGGAUCUUGCCGCGAUAAUCAAACGGCGAUUGGGGGGGUUAUUCGUAACCACUUGGGAAAUUUGAUUUGUGCUUUUGCCGGCCCUUCGGGGGAGGGAACUGCUUUUAAUAGUGAAGUUAACGCUCUAGAAGUUGGGGCUGAUCUGAUCAAUUAG